AUGCGCGCAUUCGCGGCCUCAGCCCUCUUACUAUCCACAUGGAUAUCCUCCAGCUCCGCGUUCCCCCUCACCUCCCGCGGUGUUGCCAUCCCUCCUCCCCCCAGCGAUCCCACACCACCCUCCAGCGGCGACGGCAGUGGCGAAUGGAACUCGGAAGACGCUGGCCCCAGUGACUACCUGGCCAAGACGAAGUUUUACGCCAUCGCCAAAACGGCAGGCACACUGGGUCUGGACAAUGCCAAAACCAACAUGGAGCAUUACCUCGGCAACUCGGGAGACGACCAGAGCGUGUCCGUCGAGGAGAUGUUGAAGGACCUUUCAGGCUUCCAGGACGCAGUGCAGACACUCAUCCAGAAUGAGGCCACGGACGCAUAUAACUCCGUCUCGGCCACAAACGGCUCAACGACCUUUGUCAGCGGCUGGGAGAACUAUUAUGCCACCAAGGACGAGAGCUGGGACUGGUUCUUUGCUAUCGGCGGAUACUCAUACAGCGUGACUGGUGCGCUCGCCAAGCUGGGAUCGAAGACCUCGCUCAAGUAUCAGGUUCAUGUCUUUGACCGGUACAACUGGGAUUCGGGCAAGUCGACAAAUAUCGGCCCGUUCACGUUCGAGGACCGUGAGUUGGGAGAACUCCAUACGAAGGGGCUGGCCAAGGAGUACAUCGUUCGGGGGUCUAGCUCCACCAUCACAGUGUCGGAUUUCAAGCCCGGAUCAACCGUUCCGCUCCCUGGCGAUGAUGGUGGAAGGGGAAGGAACUAA
Molecule: messenger RNA, 759 nt
Organism: Aspergillus terreus NIH2624
Lineage: Eukaryota; Fungi; Ascomycota; Eurotiomycetes; Eurotiales; Aspergillaceae
Exons: 1
Coding region: 1-759 (252 amino acids)
Source: RefSeq, a predicted model, not a curated record